AUGCUAAAUAGAAAACAUGGUUUAGAAAACGAUCGUUUUGCUUCCAAAUUUGCAGAAUUCAGCGGUCUCGUAGGGGCAUUUAGAGCCUACGCCUCGCCUGCCAUCGUGAUUAUUGGAGUGCUCGGAAACGCACUCAUUAUGUAUCUCUUUUGGCGUGAAAAACCACGUACCCGAUUCUCAGUGUUUGCUAUCAGCCUGGCUUUAGCUCAUACAAGCUCCCUUAUCAUCAACACCGCAUUAGAUGACUUCCUCGGUAGAGGUUUGCACUAUGCAACUGGAGGUGCAUUUUCUCUCAAACUGGAUGCCACAUCGGAGAUAAGUUGCAAAAUGCUCGAAUAUUUGCCUAACACCAUGUACUUUAUUGCCUCUUACCUUGUUGUGGUCUUCUCCAUCGACCGGGUGCUCAGUGUAUACUACCCAAUUCGAUUUCAUGCAUGUUACUAUCGUAGAGAGGCGAUUCUAGCCUGUCUUAUGGUCGCAAUUCUCGGAGCCAGUGGCAACAUCCCAACCCUCUUGGUGCAGACUUUGAAGACAGAAAAGGAGGGCAAUAUCGCCUGUCGCAUGAACCGAAACAGAGCCAUGCUGGCAGAUUUCGCAAUUGUUUUUACUACGGUUGUGACUUUCUUCUUACCCGUGAUAAUGGUGCUCGUGCUCAAUCUCAUAAUCAUCCAACAACUCCGGAGAGCCCAUCAAUGGCGCACAACAAUGUCAAAUGGUGGAAGAGGUGCUCAGGAGAUGGGACGCAUUACUGGCCACCUGGCAAUGAGCACAUGUUUCCUCCUUCUCUACCUUCCACUCGGUAUCGUGGUGCUCAUGCGCCUUCAUGUGACCGUCAGUUUAGAUGAAGAGAACACCCCGCGAGCUAUUCGUAUUAUUAACUUGAGCAAGUUCCUCUCCUCCCUGAAGGACAUCUCGUACGCAGUCAAUUUUCUAAUAUACACUGUCUUCCUUCCAAAGUUUAGAGCUCGUCUGAUCAGUCUUUGUAGCUAUCGUUGA
Molecule: messenger RNA, 996 nt
Organism: Hydatigera taeniaeformis
Lineage: Eukaryota; Metazoa; Platyhelminthes; Cestoda; Cyclophyllidea; Taeniidae
Source: the annotation of a GenBank genome assembly